AGUGGUCCAAUCCGUGACGGGAGAAGGCGAAUUUGAACCAAUUAAAACUGAAAAGGGAACCACUGUUGGGGACCUUUCUUAGGCGCCCUUUCCUUCCUGGGAUGCUAUGGAGUUCCCAGAACACAGUCAGCAGCUGCUGCAGAGCCUCCGGGAGCAGCGGUCCCAGGGCUUCCUUUGUGACUGCACCGUGAUGGUGGGUAGCACCCAGUUCUUGGCCCACCGGGCUGUGCUGGCCUCUUGCAGCCCAUUCUUCCAGCUUUUCUACAAGGAACGGGAAUUGGACAAGAGGGAUCUGGUGUGUAUUCACAAUGAGAUUGUCACUGCCCCAGCCUUUGGGCUACUUCUGGACUUUAUGUAUGCUGGCCAGCUGGCCCUGAGGGGGGAUACCCCUCUAGAGGAUGUGCUGGCAGCUGCCAGCUAUUUGCACAUGAACGACAUUGUCAAGGUGUGUAAGCAACGGCUGCAAGCCCGGGCUUUGGCAGAGGCGGAUAGUACCAAGAAGGAGGAGGAAACCAACUCACAGCCCCCUAAUUUGGAGUUUUUGUCCAGUACUUGCCGUGGCCCCCAGCCUUCCUUGGCAUCUGCUGAGACAUCAAGCCAUUGGGGCAAAGAGGAAUGGAAAGGCCCUACCCCUCCUUUAGCUAUUACCCGUCCUUCAGAUGAGCCACCAAUGCCUGGUGGGGCUGACACUACACAACCCAGCAUGGAGGUUGACUCACCACAUCUGCGGGCACCUCCCCCACCAGUGGCUGAUGUGUCUGUCUCUCUCGCCAGCCCUAGUAGCUCCACAGAGACCAUUCCAGCAAACUAUUUUUCUUCUGGACUUCCAGCAGUUUCAGUGGAGCCCCUGCCUCCUCUUGAUGUGGGUCCUGAGAAUUUGAGGGUGGUGGAACCAAGGGAUACUACAGGAGGAACAUUACAGGGCUUCUAUCCCCCAACAUCAGCUCCAGCCCCAGUCUCAGUCUCAGCCCCAGUUUCAUCCCAGGUUCCAGCCCCAGCUGAGGCUGAACUGGUCCAAGUCAAAGUAGAAGCUAUUGUGAUUUCUGAUGAGGAGACUGAUGUGUCAGACGAACAGCCUCCAGUCCCUGAGGGACUGUUCUCACCUGGAGGAGCAAUGUAUGGGGGACAGCCCUCCCAGCCAGAGGCUUUUGAGGAGCCAGGGGCAGCAGGACUAGAGGAAGUGGGGCCAAGCGACCACUUUUUGCCUCCAGACCCUCACCUACCGUACCAUUUGCUGCCAGGUCCAGGUCAGUAUCAUCGAGGACUGGUGACCUCACCCCUCCCUGCACCCCCAGCCCUGCACGAGCCACUUUAUCCACCUUCUGAGUAUGAAGCAGCUCCAGGAACCUUUGGGGUCUUUACUGAGGAUGUUCCCACCUGCAAGACAUGUGGAAAGACCUUCUCAUGUUCUUACACACUACGGCGACAUGCUACGGUUCACACACGUGAGCGACCCUAUGAAUGCCGCUACUGCCUGCGAAGUUACACACAGUCAGGGGACCUCUACCGCCACAUCCGAAAGGCUCACAAUGAGGACCUGGCUAAACGCAGCAAACCGGAUCCAGAGGCUGGCUCCAAUCUAGGAAUGCAGCCCCUCCCUGGCUCACCAACAGCAGACAGACAGAGCAGUAGUGGUGGAGGGCCACCCAAAGAUUUUAUACUUGGCCCCAAAAGUUAACAUCUGGGGCAGCAAGAGCUGAUGCCAGGCCUGCUCUUACCAUACUUAGAUGGAACAGAAAGUCAGAGGCAUCUCACCCCUGCUGGAUGACAGAACUAAGGUUCUGCCUAGGCUUGAAAGUUCCUAUCUUUUCCUUUGUCCAGGGAGAUAAAUUGGACUCUUAGGGGCAGA
Molecule: messenger RNA, 1849 nt
Organism: Castor canadensis (American beaver)
Lineage: Eukaryota; Metazoa; Chordata; Mammalia; Rodentia; Castoridae
Source: RefSeq, a predicted model, not a curated record